Molecule: messenger RNA, 153 nt
Organism: Perkinsus marinus ATCC 50983
Lineage: Eukaryota; Perkinsozoa; Perkinsida; Perkinsidae
Exons: 1
Source: RefSeq, a predicted model, not a curated record
GUGCGGAUAGCAUUCCACAAGAGCAUUUGGCAGCCCAGAAUAGUCCCCAUUGAUGCGGUAACUCCUCGAGGAGUUUCUGUGAGUAUUCUGGACCAGGUCAGGUUUGUCCCUAAGAAAAUCGGUUCCCGACCAAGCCCUGGUGAUAAGGUUGAA